ACCCCCCAUCGCCCAGUCCAGCCUCUCCCCCGCCGCCGCCAUGGCCACCACCGCGCGCCCGCUCGUCUCCGUCAAGGCCCUGGACGGGGACAUGCCCACCGACGCGGCCGGCGUCCCGAUGCCGCACGUCAUGAAGGCACCGAUCCGCCCCGACGUCAUCACCUUCGUCCACAGGCUCGUCUCCUGCAACAGCCGCCAGCCCUACGCCGUCUCCCGCAAGGCCGGUCACCAGACCUCGGCCGAGUCCUGGGGCACGGGUCGCGCCGUCUCGCGUAUCCCGCGUGUCGGCGGCGGCGGCACCCACCGCUCCGGCCAGGGAGCCUUCGGCAACAUGUGCCGUGGCGGGCGCAUGUUCGCGCCCACCCGGAUCUGGCGCAAGUGGCACCGCCGCGUCAACAUCCGCCUCCGCCGCGUCGCCGUCGCCUCCGCCCUCGCCGCCACCGCCGUCCCGGCCAUCGUCACCGCCCGGGGCCACCGCAUCGAGUCCGUCCCCGAGUUCCCGCUCGUCGUCUCCGACUCGGCCGAGGGCAUCGAGAAGACCUCCCAGGCCGUCAAGGUCCUCAAGCAGCUGGGCGCCUACGCUGACGCCGACAAGGCCAAGGACUCCGUGGGCAUCCGCCCCGGCAAGGGUAAGAUGCGCAACCGCCGGUACAUCAACCGCAAGGGUCCCCUCAUCGUCUACGCCACCGAGGGCUCCAAGAUCGUCAAGGCCUUCCGCAACCUCCCUGGUGUGGAUGUUGCCAACGUCGAGCGCCUCAACCUGCUCGACCUUGCCCCUGGUGGCCACCUUGGCCGGUUUGUGAUCUGGACCGAGUCUGCCUUCAAGAAGCUGGACGAGGUGUACGGCUCCUUUGAGGCGUCUUCCUCCAAGAAGAAGGGCUUUGUCCUCCCCAGGCCCAAGAUGACCAAUGCUGACCUUGGUCGCCUCAUCAACUCUGAUGAGGUCCAGUCUGUGGUCAAGCCCAUCAACAAGGAGGUGAAGCGCAGGGAGGCCAGGAAGAACCCUCUCAAGAAUGCUGCUGCCGUGCUCAAGCUCAACCCCUACUUCGGGACUGCCCGCAGGAUGGCAGUUCUUGCUGAGGCAGCCCGUGUCAAGGCCAGGAAGGACAAGAUCAACUCCAAGAGGACCAAGCUCAGCGUGGAGGAGGCAUCUAAGAUCAAGGCUGCUGGGAAGGCUUGGUACCAGACCAUGAUCUCUGACAGUGACUACAUGGAGUUCGACGUCUUCUCCAAGUGGCUCGGCGUCAGCCAGUGAUCAUCUCGUUGAAUUAGUAAGUGGCUCGGCGUCAGCCAGUGAUCAUCUUGUUGAAUUAGUAGCAGUUUAUCGUCCUACCUUAAGAGACCCUAAAGUAUGAUUUUGUGUCAUGUUAUCGGUUAUCCUGAGUCUGAGACAUCAUAUGCUGUUUUGGUAGCUGUUUAUCUGGAGUGUUUUAUCUGUGGACGCAUUUUGCGAGACAUGUUAUAUGGCAUGCUUUAUCGUCGAGUCAUUAGUUCAGAUUUUGAGUUGUUUUUCAUAUAUACUGUCAUGAAUGUGAAAUAAUUUUCGUCA
Triticum dicoccoides is the source of this 1549-nucleotide messenger RNA. Its product is annotated as 60S ribosomal protein L4-1-like. Gene Ontology annotation, cellular component: ribosome. The transcript has 2 exons. Bases 41 to 1255 code for a protein of 404 amino acids. The record is from RefSeq and is a predicted model, not a curated record. Lineage: Eukaryota; Viridiplantae; Streptophyta; Magnoliopsida; Poales; Poaceae. Gene Ontology annotation, biological process: translation. Gene Ontology annotation, molecular function: structural constituent of ribosome.